UAGAGGUUGAAACUUAUCCAGCUUUCAAAAGGUUGGGAAUCUUGUGCAAAAGGACACAAUUUGUUUAUUAGAUUUUUGCUAGGUGAUAUAUCAUUGUUCAGAAGUUUGAACACAUGCACUUUCUCUCUUCUAGAUAAAUGGAGGAAUCUGAGAAAAGAAAGGGAAGGCUGAAAGCAAUGCGCAUGGAAGCUGAAGUGUCUAAUGACGUUGAGGCUUCUGCAAUGCCUGGUUUCCUUUCGAAUCCAUUGACCGAGACACCGUUUACUGUGCAGGAUGACUUUGGUAGAACUCCGCGUUUUGACUAUUAUACCGACCCUAUGGCAGCUUUCUGUUGCUGGGCAACUUCAGAAGUUCUGCAUAUGUCCAGAAGAGGCGGGAGUCGUGGAUACAGCAGGAACAACAUUCCUGGUUUAGGAAGGAGUGCCGGACGAGGACAAGAUCCUUGGUGGCAUUUAAAACCCAUUCCAUGGAGAAGACAAGAAGCUGGAAUGGAUGGUUUGAGUAAUCCAGACACUUCAAUUUCCUGGCUUCCAAAAUCCAUUGCCAUGAAAAAGGCAAAAGUUUCAGAGGCUUCUUAUAACAAGUUUAGUUCUCAACAAAGUCUUGCUAAAUACCUAGCUGCUUCAUUCAAAAAAGCUGUUGAGGACACCCAAAAUGCUUGAAAGUUGCUCAAAUCUCCAAGAACAACCAUAAUUGGCUUGAAAUGAAUGGUGAUGUAGAAGAGAUCUACUAUGACCAUUUAGCUGAUACUUGGACAUGUCAUUUCCAAC
Messenger RNA from Hibiscus syriacus, 770 nucleotides. Its product is annotated as protein SICKLE-like. The coding region runs from base 138 to 662 and encodes 174 amino acids. The transcript is spliced from 4 exons. The record is from RefSeq and is a predicted model, not a curated record. NCBI's taxonomy places the organism in Eukaryota, Viridiplantae, Streptophyta, Magnoliopsida, Malvales, Malvaceae. Gene Ontology annotation, biological process: miRNA processing; mRNA splicing, via spliceosome.